This is a messenger RNA of Salvia hispanica, 830 nucleotides long. RefSeq lists its product as uncharacterized. NCBI's taxonomy places the organism in Eukaryota, Viridiplantae, Streptophyta, Magnoliopsida, Lamiales, Lamiaceae. The record is from RefSeq and is a predicted model, not a curated record.
CCCUUCAACAUCCUUAGACAACACUUAAUAAAAAAUGACCAACAAAUGUUAAAAGCAAUUGAAAAACUGCAUCAGCCAAAACUGCCACAUUAAAUCAACAACCAUUGUCCCUCUCUUCUCCAUCUCUCGUUCCAAUUCCAAUUCUAACUAUUUCUCUCUCUAUCUGUAAGCAACCACAUAUAUAUAUAUGUCUUCGAUCCUGUCAUCACAGAGCGUGGUUUUGGCCACCGCCAUGGCGGUUUCCGGCACAGUAAUUCUUCUCGCAGCUCGCCGCCACCAGAAGCCGCCGUCGUCGACUGUCAAUUUUCCACGGCCACCAUCUUGCAUCAUCUCUUCUUCAGAUGAAGGGAAGAAAAGAAAUAAGAAGAAGAAGAAGGUGCACUUUGCAGAAGAUGUGGUGGACCCAAGAGGAAACAGCGAAGAAUACAGGAAAUCACAGAAAGCUAAUUUCAAUAAAUAUUCAAAUUCAACCACUUUAAACAAAGGUAGGAGAAAUCAAGAAAUGCCAGCCAAUAGAGUGGCCCUUUACAAUGGCAUUUUGAGAGAUAGAGUCCACCAAAAGGUUGCAUAUUCAUGUUGAUUGAGAUUAAUUUCCCCUUUUCUUCUUGUAACAAGAAUUGGUUUGUUAAUAUAGUUGGGGAUUUGAUAUGAGUUGGAAGCGUAUCUCUCUUAGGAAUUAGUUAGGUAGGUUGAGAUCAUGUACAAAGGUUUCUUUCUCAAUUUGUCACUACAAUUUGAAAGAUUUGCACACAUCAACUCUACUUGUUAGAGAGUUUGCAUGUAAAAAAAACAAAGGGGAUAGGAUAAUAUUGCACAUGAUCUUCUUAUUA